This is a messenger RNA of Xenopus laevis (African clawed frog), 1331 nucleotides long. RefSeq names its product GTP-binding protein 10 (putative) S homeolog (gene gtpbp10.S). Gene Ontology annotation, biological process: response to odorant; olfactory behavior; positive regulation of flagellated sperm motility. The record is from RefSeq and is marked provisional. NCBI's taxonomy places the organism in Eukaryota, Metazoa, Chordata, Amphibia, Anura, Pipidae. Gene Ontology annotation, cellular component: sperm midpiece; mitochondrion; non-motile cilium. Gene Ontology annotation, molecular function: GTP binding; GTPase activity; magnesium ion binding.
ACUGUGUCAUGCCGCACUGACUGGGGAGGACAAUUAUUAGUAGGACCGGCUUGUGCUGCUGCUGCUGUCAGGCAGGUCAAAUAGUGAGAAAGAAACCAGAACGCCUCGGAAUCAUGGUUUGGUGCUGCCGGGUGCUGCUCAGGAAGUAUGGGAAUUUUGUAGACAACUUGAGAAUCUACGUUAAAGGUGGCACUGGUGGAAUGGGCCUGCCCCGUUUAGGAGGUCAAGGAGGCAAUGGAGGAGAUGUAUGUCUGCUGGCAAAAAAAGGAGUCACUUUGAAGAAUAUCAAAGACAAGUAUCCCCAUAAGCGUUUCAUUGGUGGGGUUGGAGUCAACAGUAGUGUGCGUGCACUGAAAGGCCUGGCAGGAGAGGUGUGUCAGGUGGAGGUUCCCCCGGGGAUUGUCAUAACAAAUGAGCAUGGAGUCAAAAUUGGGGAGCUUGAUAAGGAGGGAGACGAAAUCCGAGUAGCCAGGGGGGGUCAUGGUGGUAUUUUCAAGACAGAUUUCCUUCCAUCCAAAGGCCAGACAAGAGUAAUCCAUUUGGACUUGAAGCUUAUUUCAGAUGUUGGAUUAGUAGGGUUUCCCAAUGCAGGAAAAUCAUCUUUGCUCGGCAAAAUCUCCCAUGCCAAACCCCAGGUUGCAGAUUAUGCCUUCACAACGGUGAAACCAGAACUGGGUAAAAUCAUGUAUCCUGAUUAUAAGCAGGUUUCAGUUGCUGACCUCCCAGGUUUAAUUGAAGGGGCUCAUUACAAUAGAGGGAUGGGACACAAGUUUCUGAAGCACAUUGAAAGAACAAAGCAGCUCCUUUUUGUCGUGGACAUUGCAGGAUUCCAGCUCUCCGCCAUUACUCCGUGCAGAUCAGCCUUUGAAACUGUCCAGCUACUGAUCUUGGAGCUGCAGUUAUACAAGGAGGAGCUUCUAGACAAACCCGCCGUACUCGCAGUCAAUAAGAUGGACCUUCCCAAUGCAGACGAGAAAUUGGGGGAAUUAUUAAAGCAACUUGAAAAUCCCACAGGAAACCUGCAUUCUCUGCCAGAUGAGCUGGUCCCAGAGAGACAAAUAGAGUUUAAACACAUCGUUCCAGUUUCUGCUGCGACGGGUCAGGGACUGGAGGAUCUCAUUGGCUGUAUUCGGAAGACAAUAGAUGAACAGGCGGAUGUGCAAAUUCAAGAACUGGCUCAGGAGAGGCUUCAGAGUCUCCACAAAGAGACACCAAGGACUGUGAAAAGAAACUUUCAAACCUCCCCCCGGCACAAACACCACUGACUCCAGCCUAACGCACAAGUGUCAUGUUGUACAGUACACGCCCUCCAAUAAAGCUUUUGUAAAAGG